Molecule: messenger RNA, 2607 nt
Organism: Cynara cardunculus var. scolymus (artichoke)
Lineage: Eukaryota; Viridiplantae; Streptophyta; Magnoliopsida; Asterales; Asteraceae
Product: ATP-dependent zinc metalloprotease FTSH, chloroplastic-like
Exons: 5
Coding region: 414-2537 (707 amino acids)
Biological process (GO): proteolysis
Cellular component (GO): chloroplast thylakoid; membrane
Molecular function (GO): ATP binding; ATP-dependent peptidase activity; metalloendopeptidase activity
Source: RefSeq, a predicted model, not a curated record
UCCAUACAUUCUUAAUCCAAAAGCACUCAAUAAUGACAAAUAACAUUGAUGAAAUUGAAGAUUUACCAACAAAUUAAGAACCACAAUUUCUUCAAACGUGUUGGUUAAGUAGACACCAAGUGUGUGUUUUGUUAAGAAAUGAAGCUCCAUUUCAAAGGCAUAAAAAGUCUGUAGAGAUAACAGGGUGAUUAUAAGAACACGUAGACGCAAUCCAAUCCAUCACUCGAAACCUAUGGCUUUGGUUGCUGCAUGAAACUCCUACAACCUUCACAUAAAAUCAAACCCCUUCUCCCCUCAAAUUCAAUCGAAAAACCGUUCCCAUUGAAUCUUUUCAGACGAUUUCCCACUCUUUAUAAGUUGGAUUGAUCGAUUUCAAGAAAAACCCCAACUCAAAAAGCUCGAAACCUUCAUCAAUGGCGUCCGCCACGAACACCAUUCUUUCUUCCAAUUUCUUUGGCUCAAACGUCUUGCUCUCAGCCCCAACACCCAAAACCCAGAAAUCGUUGAGAAAUAGGUUUGUAAUCCCUCAAUCAAUUUUAAGCAAAAAGCCCAAUUCUUCGAAAGAUUUCGAUUUUCAAUCGAAGGCCACUUUAGCUGCUUUACUCUUUUCUUCAAUUGCAGCACCACAAGCCCUAGCUGACACCAAUCCACCACCACCACCACAAGCCCCGCUUGAAGCUGAGUUGAUUAAACAAAACCCAUCAAACAGUUCGUUACCUUUUUCCCAAUCGAAUGUUCUAACUGCACCAAAACCCCAAGCCAAUUCGGACCUUCCUGAAGGUAGUCAAUGGAGAUACAGCGAAUUCUUGAAUGCCGUCAAGAAAGGGAAAGUUGAGAGGGUUAGGUUUAAUAAAGACGGUGGUGUGUUACAGCUCACCGCCGUGGACGGCCGUAGAGCCUCCGUGACUGUUCCAAAUGACCCUGAUCUUAUCGACAUCUUGGCAAUGAACGGUGUUGACAUAUCUGUGUCAGAAGGGGAAGCUAGUAAUGGCUUGUUUGGGUUCAUUGGUAACUUGUUGUUUCCACUGUUAGCUUUUGGCGGUUUGUUUUUCUUGUUCCGCCGAUCCCAAGGUGGCCCUGGAGGGCCGGGAGGGCUCGGUGGACCAAUGGAUUUUGGCAGGUCGAAAUCCAAGUUUCAGGAAGUUCCUGAAACCGGCGUCUCGUUUGCAGACGUAGCCGGAGCUGAUCAAGCCAAGUUAGAAUUACAAGAAGUUGUUGAUUUCUUGAAAAACCCUGAUAAGUAUACAGCUCUCGGAGCCAAGAUCCCAAAAGGGUGUCUUUUGGUUGGACCACCAGGAACCGGAAAGACCCUUUUAGCUCGAGCAGUGGCCGGAGAAGCCGGUGUGCCGUUUUUCUCAUGUGCCGCCUCUGAAUUCGUUGAAUUGUUUGUGGGUGUUGGUGCUUCUCGUGUUAGAGAUUUGUUUGAGAAGGCCAAAUCCAAAGCACCUUGCAUUGUGUUUAUAGAUGAGAUAGAUGCAGUUGGGAGGCAAAGAGGUGCAGGUCUUGGUGGUGGAAAUGAUGAAAGGGAACAAACCAUUAAUCAGUUGUUGACAGAAAUGGACGGUUUUUCCGGGAAUUCUGGUGUUAUUGUUUUGGCUGCCACUAACCGUCCGGAUGUUCUUGAUUCAGCGUUGUUGAGACCAGGGAGGUUCGAUAGGCAGGUGACUGUUGACCGGCCUGAUGUUGCUGGCAGAGUCAGGAUCCUUCAGGUGCACUCAAGGGGAAAGGCACUUGCAAAAGAUGUGGAUUUCGAUAAAAUCGCUAGGAGAACCCCAGGUUUCACCGGAGCUGAUUUACAAAACUUGAUGAACGAAGCCGCCAUUCUUGCCGCUAGACGUGAACUCAAGGAAAUAAGCAAGGACGAGAUAGCAGAUGCUCUCGAGAGAAUCAUUGCUGGACCAGAGAAGAAAAAUGCCGUCGUCUCUGAAGAGAAAAAGAAGCUCGUUGCUUAUCAUGAGGCCGGGCAUGCAUUAGUUGGUGCCCUCAUGCCAGAGUAUGAUCCUGUAGCAAAGAUAUCCAUCAUUCCUCGUGGUCAAGCCGGUGGUCUUACGUUUUUUGCACCAUCUGAAGAAAGGCUUGAGUCUGGUUUAUACAGCAGAAGCUACCUUGAAAAUCAAAUGGCAGUCGCACUCGGUGGAAGGGUUGCCGAAGAGGUUAUUUUUGGAAAAGACAAUGUGACGACAGGAGCGUCAAACGACUUCAUGCAAGUUUCUCGUGUCGCAAGGCAGAUGGUGGAGAGGUUCGGGUUCAGCAAGAAGAUCGGUCAAAUUGCGAUUGGUGGUGGUGGUGGUGGAAAUCCCUUCUUGGGACAGCAGAUGUCAUCCCAAAAAGAUUAUUCCAUGGCGACCGCCGAUAUAGUGGACGCUGAAGUGAGGGAACUUGUUGAAAAAGCAUACGAGAGGGCAACGAGCAUCAUUACAACACAAAUCGACAUCUUGCACAAGCUCGCUCAACUUCUUAUCGAGAAAGAAACAGUCGAUGGUGAAGAAUUCAUGAGCCUUUUCAUCGACGGCAAGGCUGAACUCUACAUUUCCUAGAUUCACAUUUCACACUUUCUAUGUAAACACAAGUUUGAUCAAAUUGAUGUACAUGUUUGAUUCCCCCACA